CCUGCUCCUCUACCUACUCCACCCUCAAUCCACCAGAAACAUGGGCUGCUGUGGCUGCUCUGGAGGCUGUGGCUCUGGCUGCGGGGGCUGUGGCUCCGGCUGCGGGGGCUGUGGCUCCGGCUGUGGGGGCUGUGGCUCCAGCUGCUGUGUGCCCAUCUGCUGCUGCAAGCCCGUGUGCUGCUGUGUGCCAGCCUGUUCCUGCGCCAGCUGUGGCUCCUGUGGGGGCUCCAAGGGGGGCUGUGGCUCCUGUGGGGGCUCCAAGGGGGGCUGUGGCUCCUGUGGGGGCUCCAAGGGGGGCUGUGGCUCCUGUGGGGGCUCCAAGGGGGGCUGUGGCUCCUGUGGGGGCUCCAAGGGGGGCUGUGGCUCCUGUGGGGGCUCCAAGGGGGGCUGUGGCUCCUGUGGCUGCUCCCAGUGCAGUUGCUGUAAGCCCUGCUGCUCCUCAGGCUGUGGGUCAUCCUGCUGCCAGUCCAGCUGCUGCAAACCCUGCUGCUGUCAAUCCAGCUGCUGCAAACCUUGCUGCUGUCAAUCCAGCUGCUGCAAACCUUGCUGCUGUCAAUCCAGCUGCUGCAAACCUUGCUGCUGUCAGUCCAGCUGCUGCAAACCCUGCUGCUGUCAGUCCAGCUGCUGUAGCAGUUGCGGCAAACCCUGCUCUUGCUCCUCAGGCUGUGGGCCAAGCUGCUGCCCGUGCAGAUGCUGCAAGCCCUGCUGUUCCCAGUCCAACCUGCUGCCCGUCCAGAUGCUGCAAACCCCACUGCUCCCAGUCCAGCUGCUGUAA
Molecule: messenger RNA, 775 nt
Organism: Saimiri boliviensis boliviensis (Bolivian squirrel monkey)
Lineage: Eukaryota; Metazoa; Chordata; Mammalia; Primates; Cebidae
Source: RefSeq, a predicted model, not a curated record